AUGAAUGACUCGAAGGAAGGUGUGAAAAUAGAAUUGCUGCGCCUGACCCCCCCAGCCCUGAACCUAAACAUUUGGAACUUUUUCAACAUUAAGGAAGUAGGAAAUAUUGAUUUUGAAAAAAGUACAACUAAAGAGGACCUGAGUUUGUCAAAUGAGUUCAGCCUAAGUCUGCCGAUCAAUUCUCCGAAGAUAUACAUUGGGCAGAAUUUGAAGACCCAAAUUAAUAUUUCGAAUAAUUUGAAAAAUGAGAUACAAAUAUGCACAAUCGGUGUAGAUGUUAUGACAAGGCAGACCACGUUUAAUAUUUAUAGAAGUGCGGAACAUGUCACGGUACAGUCGAAUUCUUUUUUUAACUUUUUAACAACUUUUCUAGUGACCUUCGAAGACACGUUCACAGUUCACUGCGCGGUGGAAUACUUGCAAGGAAGUGAAAAGAAAAAGUUGAGGAAGGACUUCAACUUUAUAAGUAAAAAUCCGUUCCACCUGAAGACAUUGAUACUGCAGAAGGAAGACAAAAUAUACAUAGAGGCGGUGGUGAGAAAUGUCGAAGAGGAUAACAUAAUGCUAAACGAUGUUACAUUUAAGGACAUAAAAUGCGAACUGAUAAAAAAUGAAGACGCGCUUAAAACGCAUGAUGGGUUGUACUAUUUGAAGCAGAAUGAUGAGUAUUCCAUGAUUUUUUGUGUAAAGGAUGAGGAAAGCAAAUUACACAUUUUAAAAACCCCAUGUCAUGAGAAUGUAACUAAUAUAGAGAUGCUUUUCUUCACAAGUAACGGCGGUAAAGGCAUAAACAAUUCGCACUUUUUAAAAAAAAACAUAAUUACAGAUAAUGUGCGGAUAUACCUGCAGCAAAAUGAGCAUCCUUUUUACGUAAUAAAUAAAUUGUACAAAUUCGAAAUUGUGUUUGAAAAUAAUACAGAUGAAAGUAUCCCUCUGGAAAUAUUUAUUCACAAUAGUUUUGAUAUUCAUGUGGUGAACAAUUUUGUGAAGGCCCACAUAAUUGAGGAGAGAAAAAAAGUUUCCCAUUUUUUUUAUGUUUUGUUUGUUAAUCCUGGAGUUCAUUUUUUUAAUAAAAUUACUAUAUGUAAUAAGAGGACUAAAAAAAGAAUAGAUUACGUGAGGCUGUUCAGGCUGUUCGUGAAGUAG
Plasmodium coatneyi is the source of this 1146-nucleotide messenger RNA. RefSeq lists its product as uncharacterized. Bases 1 to 1146 code for a protein of 381 amino acids. NCBI's taxonomy places the organism in Eukaryota, Apicomplexa, Aconoidasida, Haemosporida, Plasmodiidae. Gene Ontology annotation, cellular component: TRAPPIII protein complex. The transcript has 2 exons. The record is from RefSeq and is a predicted model, not a curated record.